Molecule: messenger RNA, 1053 nt
Organism: Triticum aestivum (bread wheat)
Lineage: Eukaryota; Viridiplantae; Streptophyta; Magnoliopsida; Poales; Poaceae
Exons: 2
Coding region: 32-436 (134 amino acids)
Source: RefSeq, a predicted model, not a curated record
UCGCUCCCUAAAUCCAAAUCCCUAGCGAAGGAUGGUGGCGUUCGCUGUGGUGCCAGCCCUCCGCCGUGGACGCGGGCCGGCGGCGGCGGCCAUGGCGCUCGGCCGCCGCAGGCUGGCCGGUGCCGACCCGUCCCAUGCACCGACGAGGCGCUGGUUCGCGAGCGUGGGCGGGAACGGGGGUGGAGGUCCGGUCGCCAACAGCAGCGGGAAAGGGACUGGAGGGCCUGGCGCCGGCAUGGGGGCUGCCCCCUCCUGGACUGGCUGCACGGGCGCAUGCGCCAAGGAGGUGCUGGAUCUCCGGGCAGAGAUGCUGUGGAGCAACCAUCAAAUCUGGAUGCGCAUCGACAACCUGGCUCAAGAAAACGGGGCACUGCGCUCCCUGAUAGUGUUUGGUUUGAUGCAAUCUACUGACAAAUGUUCACGCUUUAAACCUUGAGAACGCAGGAAGAACGAGGUCAACGCCAAGACAAGGCUGAUGGACCUGACUUACAAGCUGAUCUACUCCGGUGUGGCGGCCAGCAUUGGGACCGUCGUAUACUACUUAACACCCGCGUUGGAGUACCUGUGGUAUGAGAUGUUGCAUAAGCUUGCUGAGCGUGAGAGGGAGCAGGAGGAGGAGGCAGCACGCGCUGAGGCUGAGACAAACAAGCCACCGAAGGAGGAGGAGGGCAGCGGGACUAACAAGCCACCCAAGGAGGAGGAGGGCAGCGGGACUGACAAGCCACCCAAUGAGGAGGAGGUCGGAGGGCCUAAGCAGUCACUGAAGGUGGAGGAUGAUGGAGGGGUGAAUGCCAAAUCACCCAAGGAGGAGGAGAAGCACGGCAAGGCAGCCGAGCCACCAAAGAAAUGGGGCUUCUUUGGCUUGUGAUGUGAUCUACACUUUUGAUGAGUAGACAUUUGAACAAUUUGUAGUAGUUAAGUGCAACCAGAUCGUGUUUGUUUCAUUUCAGUUGACAUGAUGGAUGGGCUUUACUGCUUAUAAAAUUUCCAAGUAUUGCAGACGCCGGGGGCUAUGUACUCCUUCUCUAAAAGAGAGAGAACUAUAUGUACUAU